Messenger RNA from Tilletiopsis washingtonensis, 847 nucleotides. RefSeq names its product HAD-like protein. The record is from RefSeq and is a predicted model, not a curated record. Gene Ontology annotation, molecular function: sugar-phosphatase activity; beta-phosphoglucomutase activity. NCBI's taxonomy places the organism in Eukaryota, Fungi, Basidiomycota, Exobasidiomycetes, Entylomatales. The coding region runs from base 34 to 798 and encodes 254 amino acids. The transcript is spliced from 3 exons.
CACCACCACCACCACCACCCACGCAUCGCAGCCAUGGCCACGCAGUCCCACACGCACCGCACGCAGGCCGUGCUCUUCGACAUGGACGGCACCCUCAUCGACUCGACGCCGGCGGUGAAUGCGACGUGGCGCGAGACGUGCACGCGCUUCGGCCUCGACUACGACGAGGUGCUCAAGACGUGCCACGGCUGGCGCACGAUUGAGAACCUGGCGCGCUUCGUGCCCAGCAUCCCCGCCGAGGAGCUGCCGGCCGAGGUGGCCAAGUUUGAGGGGCGCAUCUCCGAGAUGGCGCAGGAAGCGGCGGCAGGCAAGCGCGACGAGGGCCACAUUGUGGGCAUGCCGGGCGCCAAGCAGCUGCUGCAACAGAUCUCGGCCGGUGAUCACGCGCGGCCGGGCUGGGCGAUCGUCACGUCGGCCACGGCCGCGUACGCGCACGUGGGCUUUGCGUCGGCAGCGCUGUGUGCGCCGCCGCAGCACUUCAUCACGGGCGACAUCUGUGCGCGCGGCAAGCCGGACCCGCUGCCGUACCUGCUGGGCGCGGAGCGCGUCGGCGUCGAUGCCAAGCGCUGCGUCGUCGUCGAGGACGCGCCGGCCGGCGUGCGCUCUGGCCGUGCGGCCGGCGCUCACGUCAUCGGCCUCUGCACGACGCACGCCGAGCGCAGCAUGUGGGAGGCCGGCGCCGACUGGGUCGUGCAGGACCUGGCGAGCGUGUCGGCUGCGUGGGAAGGCGAUGAGCUGGUGCUGAGCAUUGACGGGCGGCAACGGCCGGCAGACGUCGCGGCGCCGCAGCACGCAUAGAGCUUGUAGACAUGGAGGUGCAGAUGCAAUGCCGUAGACAUAGACUGCA